AUGUACAUCUCACAAGCUGUAAACUCUCUAUUUGACACGGUUCUCAGUGCCAGCCUUCUGGAGUCUCAAUACGAAUCAAUUCCUCAUACACGCUCACAGUCGGACGCCAGCCACACAUUAUUUGCUUUUGACACCAUCGAUGCACAAAUGACACACCUGUCCCUUGACUAUAGCUCAAGCCACAUAAACAUAAGUGCUUUAAACAACGAAGAAUUUUCGGUACAAAACCCGGAGCCCAAUGCAUCAGACUUCAUUAGUAUCGGCUGGUCCUGUACAAAUGGUAAGAUGUGGUCUAAUAAAGAUCAAUCUAUUUCAAAAAAGCCAAAGAACCAACAAAUUUAUUCUUUGCAAACUUUCUUGGAACCAGAAGUCGCAGAAUUACCAUCGAGCUACACCGGAUACAACGCGAAUUACAUAUUAAGCCCUCCUUCCGAACCAAACCAAGACACAUUCGACCAAAUCUCAACACAAGCUUGUGCUCAUAUGUUUUCACAACAAACAUCAUUUAACAAGUUCAGUGCAGAACCUUCUAUGUAUGCCACCUGCUUCGACUCGCCGCAGUCUUUGAUGCUCGACCCCGAUUACAUUGUAGACGACUCUCAGCUUGAACUCCUGAUACCUGAGAGUAUAGACGCGGUGUGUGACUCUUUGAAAAACGCUCUACAGAUCAAUAGCGAUCAUUGGGAAACACAAGUGCCCGGGAUUAUAAACCCCGUCGGAUCCCCAAAGAGACUUACACCUUCUAAAAAUACAACAAAAAGAUACAAAUGUAAGCUUUGCUGUUACAGAACCAACCGAUCAAACAACCUACUCCGGCACAGCCAAUCUCACAAUAGACAGGCUAAAUAUUGGAAGUGCAAUCAAUGCACAAAGUCGUAUUCGAGUAGAUCUAACCUUGUUAGACACACAAACAACGUCCACAAGUAA
This is a messenger RNA of Phycomyces blakesleeanus NRRL 1555(-), 927 nucleotides long. Its product is annotated as C2H2-type zinc finger transcription factor. Bases 1 to 927 code for a protein of 308 amino acids. The record is from RefSeq and is a predicted model, not a curated record. The transcript has a single exon. Lineage: Eukaryota; Fungi; Mucoromycota; Mucoromycetes; Mucorales; Phycomycetaceae.